This is a messenger RNA of Olea europaea var. sylvestris, 813 nucleotides long. RefSeq lists its product as uncharacterized. The record is from RefSeq and is a predicted model, not a curated record. Bases 1 to 813 code for a protein of 270 amino acids. The transcript has 4 exons. NCBI's taxonomy places the organism in Eukaryota, Viridiplantae, Streptophyta, Magnoliopsida, Lamiales, Oleaceae.
AUGAUGAUAUUCAUCAUCUUCUGUAAUUGGAAUUUCACAUUUGAUUCUCGGUUGUUAUUUGCUGAAGAUAAGCAGUUGUAUACUAAGUUCAGCAAAUGUGAAUUUUUGCUGGAUAAAGUUGUAUUUUUGGGUCAUGUUAUCUCAGCUGAAGAGUUGAAGAAAAGAUUAGUUUCUGCUCCUAUACUUACUCUUCCAUCUCCACGUGAAGAGUUUGUGAUUUAUAGUGAUGCUCCACGCCAAGGAUUGGGUUGUGUUCUAAUGCAGAAUGGGAAAGUUGUAGCUUAUGCUUCUAGACAAUUGAAAACGCAUGAGUUAAAUUACCCAACUUAUGAUUUGGAGCAAAGGAGAUGGCUGGAGUUGAUAAAAGAUUAUGAUUGUAUGAUUGACUACCAUCUGGGGAAAGCAAAUAUAGUUGUAGAUGCUCUCAAUAGAAACACAAGUUCAUCCUCUCCAUCUAGUGCAGUUUAUGCUUCUUUGAUUUGUGAGUUCAUGAAGUUACACACUGAGUUGACAACUACUACUUCAGGGACGGUAUUAGCUCAUUUUCAGGUGAGACCUACUUUGAUUGAUAAGGUUAGAGAAGCUCAAUUUCAAAACCAGACAUUGAGAAUAUUGAAAGCAGAGGUUAGUACUGGGUUAAGAAUGGAUUAUGUGAUUGGAGAUGAUGGGGCGUUGGUUAUGGGUAAUAGAUUAUGUGUUCCAGAUAUUCUAGAAUUGAAGAAAGAGAUUUUGGAAGAAGCACAUAGUUCUACUUAUGCUAUGCAUCCAGACAGUACUAAAAUGUAUCAUACAUUGAAACAUCAUUAUUGGUAG